Molecule: messenger RNA, 2047 nt
Organism: Didymodactylos carnosus
Lineage: Eukaryota; Metazoa; Rotifera; Eurotatoria; Philodinida; Philodinidae
Source: the annotation of a GenBank genome assembly
AAUAACAGACGGUUGUUGGGUGUCGAACAAUUUCCCAUAUCGCCACAUAAUCUUCUGAACUUGUUUGGCUUGAUCUGCAUUGAGAUGUGAGGUCAAUUGUUCAAUUCCGUCCCUGAUUUCUUGUGAACGUAGCGCUUUCGCAUGGAAAAAUUUUUUCGAACAAGCGACAGUGUCUAGCAUGAUUCUUGAUGAUUGAAAGCUUUUUUAUAACAUAUAAGUACGCUUCCCUUGGUUUUUUGAGUAAGUAUAGUCCUGUUUUGUUGCUUAGUUACACAAGAGAAAUUACCUUAAAUGGCAAUUCUACAACGUAUAAGCAAGAAACGAGAAAAUUUAGUUCAGCCGUAGAAUAAAAGGUACCGCUUCCAUCUUUCUUUCUUUUCAUCUUAUCAUUUUUCCUUUUCCUUUUAUGCGCAUGUCAAUCAAUAAAAUAAAUAAAACUAUAGGAAAAAGUAAGAAAAGACAAACUUUUAUCUUAUCAUAAAAGUAUUAAUUGGCCUUUUGGCCCAAAAGACAGUAUGCAAAAUGACUUUAGUCCAUACUCUGUCAGUUUCACGAAAAUAAAAUUAGUUAUAGGAUAUAUAUUUCUUAUUCGAUUCCAGUCGGUAUUAUGCAAGCCAUUUUUCCAAAAUAGGUAUGUCUGGUUUGUGGAAUAGAAGGCCAAUAUCUUCAGGAAAGAAUUUAGUGACUUAUAUAGAUACAUUUUUGAUAAAAAGAAGUGUUAUACUGAGCAUUUUUUUAUCCACUCAAGAAAUGCUGGCUUCUCCUUUUUAAUGAGCCAUAUUCACAUCCUGGUGACGGCGCUAUGUGUUGGCCGUCAAACGGCUUGAAAGCUGGCCGUAUGAUUGCAUGUAUUGUAUAGACAGAACGCAAGAAAACAGUAUCUAUAUGUAGCGACCUCAUCAGGAUGUGAAUAUGGCUCAUUGGGAAAUUGAAUAUUUAAGAAAGCAACGUAUGAGUUUGUAUAUUAAGAUUAAAGCAUUUCUUGUCGUGAAUCUGACGGAAUAGUUAUCGUUGCUAUCAAUAGAUAGAUGAUGCUGAUAGAAAAAUAUUUUGUUAGAAGGGAAUGUGAAAUUGAAUAAUAUUAAAAUUUGAUAGUGUUUUCCUAGAGAUGUAUUCGCCGCAAUGUUUACAUAUUUGAAAUCAUUCGAUGCAUUUAUUUUAUUUUAAAAAGAAGUGAAGCAAAUGUGAAUUUACCGAAUGUUCAGAAAGAAACGCUCUUACUGUUUAUACACGUUUUCAGUAGAUAAAAGUUUGAUAUUUUCUUCUCCCAUCUGACAAUAAUUUAUGUUCAAUACGUUUAAAUUUAAUAUAUAUUUUAAUUUCAGAAGGAAUUUGGAUUUUUUCACCUGACAUUGUUUGACAUUCUUCUGAACGAAAUCGAUUAUGAAACAGUCAAAAAAGUUAUACCAAAUGAAAUUAUUAGUAGCAUAAUUCAAGGUCAAAAACUAAUUAUUAAUGGUGAACAGUUUUCCAUUAAGUUCAAGUGAGUACUCUUUGUUAAAUUGGUAAUCCACGAAGUAACCGACGAAUGAUGCUAUUUGUUAACGUAUAGUUCUCAUUAGUAAUGAGAACUAUACGUUAACAAAUAGCAUCAUUCGUCAAUAAGGGUACAUUAUUAAACGCUCUCUAUUUCAUCAUACUACACUUGCAUUGUUUCUCUUUUUUUGUCAAAGGUUUAUCUGAUGGCGAAGACGAAAAAGAAUAUCAAAAAUCGAAUAAACGUGGUGAACGACAAUAUUUCUUAUGUCGAGAACCAGAUAAUAUCUUAGUUUUGAAAAUGGUAGAAGCAGAAGGUGGCGAAAAAAUAUCAGUUCUGACACGUCAAGAUGAAAUUGAAAGUAUCAUUCAAUCUUGUGUAAAGCAUUACGAAGAAAAGGAUCGCUUUCCAUCAUCGACUUUUUGUUAUAAUCAGAUAUUAACGAAAUUUUAUAUUUCGAAAGAUCGUUUUCGUUUUAUUUUUAAUUUAAUUGAUCCGUUAAUCAUAGCUGGUAACAAUUUAUGCGAUAAUACAGAUGCUGAUAAUAUGAAUCAGGGCAAUGAUCCGUAA